AUGAGAAAAGCAAAUCAGACCAAAUCAAAACCGACACCUGUUUUUACUUCUAUAUUUGUUCCUACCUACGAGAUUUCACCUCACUUUCCUUCCAUGAGACAUGCUUUGUACCAGAUUUUCAAAGAAGUGUCUAUGGCUAGAAAAAAUGAAACUCAAAUGACUGAAUUUGUCUUGAUGGGACUCUCUUCUGAGUAUCAACCAAUUCUUUUUGGUGUAUUUUUACUUAUUUACAUCUUCACUUUGACUGGAAAUGUGAUUAUAAUUUUGAUUGUGACUCUAGUUUCACAGCUACAGACUCCCAUGUAUCUAUUUCUCAGAAGCUUGUCUGCCACCGAGAUGGUCUAUACCACUGUAACUAUGCCUCGGAUGCUGAGAGACUUCUUGCAUCAAGAUAAAACAAUUUCCAUUCUAGGUUGUGCAGCCCAGUUCUACUUCUUUUGUUUCUUGGGAGCAGCAGAAUGCUUUAUACUUGCAUUCAUGGCUUAUGAUCGGUAUUUGGCCAUUUGUCACCCUCUUCAUUACAUGACAAUGAUGACAAAGUCAAAGUGUCUAUACAUUUCAGUAGGAUCAUGGGUGGCUGGUUUAUUCUUACCCCUGGGUAAUAUCAUUCUUGUGUUCGGCCUACAUUUCUGUAAUUCAAACAUCAUUGAUCAUUUCUUUUGUGAUAUAAUACAAGUAGUUCGCUGGGUUUGUUCAGACACUCCUUUUACAAUCUUAUUUGUAAUAAAGCUAUAUAUUUUAAUUUAUACUUUUUUAGUCAUACCUUUACCAUUUUUACUCAUACUUAUAUCCUAUGUCCAUAUCCUUAUUAAUGUGUUUCGAAUGCAUUCUUCAACUGGACGUAAAAAGGCUUUUUCAACAUGUGGCUCCCAUCUUCUAUCUGUAUGCCUUUUCUUUGGUUCCGCCACCAUAACCUACUUAAGAACAAAAGCUAUUGAUACUUAUGGUGGACCCAAAGUUUGGUCACUUCUUUUUCUCGUGUUUGCUCCAAUGCUUAACCCACUUAUAUAUAGUCUUCGGAACAAUGAAGUGAAAAAAGCCUUUCAAAAGCUUGUAGACAAAGCUUCGUAUGGUUAA
Rana temporaria (common frog) is the source of this 1077-nucleotide messenger RNA. RefSeq names its product olfactory receptor 10A7-like. The coding region runs from base 1 to 1077 and encodes 358 amino acids. Gene Ontology annotation, cellular component: membrane. The record is from RefSeq and is a predicted model, not a curated record. Gene Ontology annotation, biological process: G protein-coupled receptor signaling pathway. Gene Ontology annotation, molecular function: G protein-coupled receptor activity; olfactory receptor activity. Lineage: Eukaryota; Metazoa; Chordata; Amphibia; Anura; Ranidae. The transcript is spliced from 2 exons.